AAAAGGCCGUCCCAGAAAAGAAAACUCGACGAUGUGGAAGCAGACGAAUCUACGCACAACUCCAAACAAACCACUAUGAAAACGCAACAAGAUCGAAACGAAGAAGAUCAGCUCUUCAACAAACACUUCCGCAUGAUCUGCGACCUGUGUGGAACAUCAGCAGCAACCUUCACAAUACUCCGUAGUCAUUUCUGGAAGGAACACAAACGACGUGACGGUUACGUAGUUUGCUGCAACAAGAAGCUGUCCAAACGGUACACCAUCCUGGAUCAUAUCGAUUUUCACGCCAACCCGGAUGUGUUCCGGUGCGAGGUGUGCGGGAAAAAGUACAAGAACAAGGACACCCUGAAUGCACACACGCUCUGCCGGCACUCGAGCGAAGAUCAGCGUCCAUUCAAGUGCGACCUUUGUCCGCAGUCCUUCGCUCAGAAGUCUGCUCUCGCUCUGCACAUGGAGCGGCAUGUGAAAGUUAAGUGCCCUCAGUGUAAAAAAAUGUUCGCCUGUAAUAGCACCUUAAGUAUUCACAUGACCAACCAGCAUAGCGGCAAGGAUCGGACAAUGGUUUGCGACACCUGCGGUCAGGAAUUUCUGAGCAAGCAAUGCUUCGAUCGGCACAUGAACGAGCACAUGGGAAUCGAGGUACAGCGGUUUCAGUGCGGAAUCUGCCAGCGUUGGUUGAAGGGUGAACGGAAUUUUCGAAAUCACAUGAACUGGGUACACACCGACGGUGACCGGGAGUUCCAGUGCGAUAUAUGUCUGCAGAAAUAUCCACAUUCCCGUGCGCUGCAGUGCCAUAAACUGCAGACGCAUGCAGAGCCCAAACACGAGUGCGAAUUUUGCGGCAAGAAGUUCAAGAAGGCAAUUGCAUUAAAGGAGCACCGCACCACCCAUACGGGUGAAGUUUUGUAUGCCUGUGAGCAUUGUGGAAUACCGAAUAACUGUAAGGCGAACUUGUACCAGCACAUCAAACGGCAACAUCCGACGGAGUGGGCGCAGAAGAAACUAAAGGCAACUCAAAAGAGCGGUUCCUCUUGAAGGUAUUAGGUCUUGC
Molecule: messenger RNA, 1051 nt
Organism: Ochlerotatus camptorhynchus
Lineage: Eukaryota; Metazoa; Arthropoda; Insecta; Diptera; Culicidae
Product: transcription factor grauzone-like
Exons: 2
Coding region: 76-1035 (319 amino acids)
Biological process (GO): regulation of transcription by RNA polymerase II
Cellular component (GO): nucleus
Molecular function (GO): DNA-binding transcription factor activity, RNA polymerase II-specific; RNA polymerase II transcription regulatory region sequence-specific DNA binding
Source: RefSeq, a predicted model, not a curated record